This is a messenger RNA of Conger conger (European conger), 1468 nucleotides long. RefSeq lists its product as uncharacterized. NCBI's taxonomy places the organism in Eukaryota, Metazoa, Chordata, Actinopteri, Anguilliformes, Congridae. The record is from RefSeq and is a predicted model, not a curated record. The coding region runs from base 386 to 1207 and encodes 273 amino acids. The transcript is spliced from 4 exons.
UGGUGUUUUUAACUGUUUUACAGUUGAAUUAAUUCUGUGACCCAACUGUGGUCUCCAAACAUCUGCAUCUGACAGCAGCCCCAAGCCCCCAUGACAGACCGCACCACUUUCAGUUUUUACACAACAAACUGCUCAUUUCAGCCUUUAACCCAGUUUAAAUCUCUGAGAUCAGUACAGGGUUUGGAAUGUAGUUUUUGGGAUGGCAAGCAAACACCAGUUGAACCCGUUUUGUUUUUUUAAAACAUUGUUGGGUUCCGGGAAGGAAUAUAAUUUUAGUUGUGUCAGGUGACUUCUCGAAAACAGAAAGCGAAACUGAGGACCACAAAAACACUCGGUGGAAAUAACCGUGCGGGCAGUUGGCAGGGCAGCCCGGGCCGGCAGCACCAUGACGACCGAACAGCAGGAGCCAGAGAAACACUACAACCCCAGAGACAGCACACUCCGAUUCGUCACACGACAGGACGACAUCACGUUGGACGAUGACCCAGACACUCUCAGGGCGGAGAUGUCCUGUGGUCACGCUGUCACUCCACAGUCCCUGACCGCCUGGUGCAGGAGCCUGCUGGACCAGGGCCAGCACGUGUUCCGGUGCCCUGCUCUGAAAGACGGCACGGUGCAGAAGUGUGGGGCAGAGUGGCCGUACCAGGAGGUGCGUAAGCUGGCCGUCCUCACGGCCGCAGAGCAGGGCCACUUUGAGACGGCGCUGGCAGCCCUGGCCGCUGCUGAGCACUGCGAGUUCAAAUCUUGUCCCGGCUGCCAGACGUGUGUUGAGAGAGCAGACCAGACCAAUCUGUGUGUCCUCUGCACUGUGUGCACCGCUGAGACAGGCCGAGCAUACGAGUUCUGCUGGCAAUGCCUGCAGCGCUGGAAGGGCCCCGCCCCUCGCUCCGAUCGCUGUGACAACCAGAGCUGCACCAAUAAGGACCUGCAGCUGCUGGAGAAAUGCGAAACCACAUCCCUGCCUCAGGUGGAGGGUGUGUCCGCCUGCCCUUCCCUCAGGGCCUGCCCCACCUGCGGCCAGGUGCUGGAGCACGACCGCACGGGCUGCAAGAACAUCCUGUGUUCACGCUGCCAGGUGGAGUUCUGCUUCGUCUGCCUGAAGCUCACGCCCGUCUGCCUGGACACCAGCUCCUACUUCGAGGCCUGUAAGGAUGGGGUGGCCCCCAGGCAGACCAGCAUCCCCAGCUGGAACAGGAGUGGUUCAUGAGCUUCUGUUUACCACUCAUUUAUUUCUACAACUUUCUGAAUUUGGAUUGGUAUUUUAACUUCUAAGAUGCGACUGGUAUGAGAUUGUAGCCUUCUGUGGCAUUCAUUGUUAGAAAUACAGUUUGCUUGAUUUUUAUAUAUUUUACUGCCGCUCCUGAUCAUAUACUGUUUUUUUCUGCUUAUAUAAUGAACUACUGAUGUAUUUUUUCUAACUUUUCUUGGAAACACAAUUAUUUGUUCCAAUAAAAUUAAAAAAGUGAAA